AUGUCGAUGACUGGACUUGGCGGCCACGCCCUUGGUUCAUUCAAACAAAGGAACGGACCAUUUGUCUGGCUUCGAGACGGAUUACCUGUGGAUGAACCAGACCUGAGGAUUCUCUCUUACGGAUACGAUACCACCAUUGUCAAUAGCAGUUCUUUCCAAAAUCUAACAGACUUAGCAAGAUCUUUACAACUUGACCUAAAGGGUAUCCAGGACCCAAGUCAUCCUCGACCUAUAAUCUUCAUAGCACAUAGCCUUGGAGGUCUUCUCGUUAAAGAGACGAUGGUGCAAUUCGCACAAGAUACUGUUUCAUCCGAAAGAUCUGUGCUUGAUUUGAUCUCCGGCUUUAUGUUUUUUGGAGUCCCUCACCAGGGACUCGCUGUAGAGUGUCUAGUCCCCAUGAUUAGGGACUCGCCUAACCGAGCGCUCCUGGAGUCCCUUGGCAAGAACUCCCCUCUUCUUUCUCGUCUACAGCGAGAAUUUAAAAUGGCAAUAGACACAAGAUGCUGUUCGGUAGUCGCAUUCUAUGAGACUGAGAGGUCCUUUACUGCUCAAGAGCAGAUUGUCGAGUCCUACUGGGGUCUGGAGGAACUGAAAUCGGGCAUAACCGUGGCCAUCGUAUCAAGAUCAGAGGACGAGAAGAGCUGCCUACGAUCUCUUGCGUUCCCCGAACAGGAUCACAGAUACAGUCAUCUCCGUUACGACAAAAAUACCUGCGAAUGGCUUGUGGAAGACCCACAGUACCAGGCUUGGCUGAAAGCCCCUCGAGGCCUUUUCUGGAUCAAGGGUUCUCCUGGAACUGGAAAGCAAGAACGCUUCGGAUCAUACGAACGCAAAGACGGGUGGGUCUGGACAGAGUCGGAGCUUGAAGAAUUUCUGUUCAAGGUUCUAAGCCAAGGAACAAAUACACACCCUGUAACGAUACAUGUGGACGCAUUGGAUGAGUGCGGAGAGCACGAUGCGAAGAGGCUGCUCCAGUACUUCAACGAUAUUAUGCGCAUUGUGGACGAAGAACAAGGCCUGUUGAAAAUAUGCUUCUCCUCGAGACAUUAUCCAAUCUUGGGCCUCGAGACCAUGCCGACACUACUUGCCGAGGAGAGGAAUGGUGAAGACAUCAAGUUGGUUGUCCGAAAUCGCCUCAGACGUUUCAACUUGCACGACAAGUGCCAUCAGAUCGAGGAUGGCAUCUUGGAUAAAGCUCAGGGGGGCUUUCAGUGGGCUAUCCUGACGACGGACAUCAUUCGCAAUGAACUUUUGCGCGGCUUGAACAGUGCUCAUAUCCAUCAGGCGGUUACCACCAUCCCUAUGGACCUCCAGCAGAUCUAUAAAUUUAUCCUCAAAGGCGCCGAGGGCGAGGAGAGAGCCCACAUGGUUAAUCUGUUCCAGUGGGUAUUGUUUUCUGAGCGGCCUUUAUCUGCUCACGAACUUCAUACUGUAUCUCAAUUUGAGAUUCGGGUUCGACAUAUCUCACGCGGCUUGGUGGAGUUCCAGACACGAGAAAUUUGGGAGAAGUAUCAAGCUAAUGGCGAAGACUGGGACCGGGAGGCCCAGUUUAUUCACCAGUCUGCUGCAGACUUUGUUCUACGUGAAUUCCUCAUCGAGGUCGACGUCGGUCUAGGCCUUCAGUCUAUUGGUAGGACGGCCCACUUUCAAAUUUCCAGGUCUUGUCUAAGAUACAUUGUCCUACGGGAUAUACUUGAAAGCAGCGAACUAUCACGGAACGAACUCUCAGUCAACUUUCCUUUGUUACCAUACGCCGUCACAUUUCUCCUUCGUCACAUCAAGCUUGUGGAAGAAAGUAACAUAACACAAACCGACCUCUUGGAAAUUACUGAAUGGCAUCAACGAGCCCAUGUAAGGAGGUUCUCAGCUCUCUGGCUGAAAAUGGAUCCUGAUCAUAGUCACGCACCCAUGGGUUGGCCUUUUGCAGGUGCAACAGCUACACAUAUCCUUGUGGGUCUCGGGUCAAGGAGCGCCCUCCGAGAGUAUCUCAACCAUCACACGGUCGACUUUAAUGCUAGAGACUGCUAUGGAAACACUCCUCUCCUACUUGCUCUCAGAGAUAACCAAGAACACCUAGCUUUGUUGCUCAUAGAGCAUUCAAUCUCCCUACAGGCGAGUGAUGGUUCUUUACUUCGAAAAGCUGCUCACACUGAGUAUCUAGAAGAGAGUGUAGACCUCCUGGGUCAUGUAAAUACAACAAACAGUGAUGGGGAGACACCUUUGGGCGUGGCUGUGUCGACGAAAGCCCAUGAAGCAAUCCAAUCUCUGCUUAAAGCUGGUGCAGACCCGAAGGCGGAGAAGGGACUCCUAUUUUAUGCUAUUGGCAACCUUGACAUGCUUCUUUUGAGCGAUCUGAUCGCCAGGAAAGUUUGUCUCGAUGGUGCCGUCUUCUUUGCUGUCCAGACUUUGGUCGCAUCAGGCCAGAAUGAUCAUGAGACACCUGUUUAUGAGAUCAUAUCGGCCUUGUUGAAAGCAGGAGCCAACACACACAAGAUUCCCGGUGUAGUGAAGGACUUUAAUAUUGACUAUCCUGAGUACGAGGAGGAUGAAUAUGAAGACGUCGAGGCGAUCAUUGUGGCCACAAAGCAAGGACUAGGGUCUGUGGUAAAGCUUCUGAUCUCACACGGCGUUUCCCCCGAUGUUGAAGAUUCAGAAGGAGAUUAUCCAUUACUCAUAGCCGCGAGGAACGGUCGAUCUGAUAUUGUAGAGGCUCUGAGACAUACCGAUAUCGACGAGAUCAUGUAUCCUUAUAUCAGGCAUGAUACAGCCAUCAUUCUUCUCAGAAGCCUCUAUGGAGACGGUAUACCGUCAAACAUCCUCAUACAGUGCGUCAGAGUUAAUGAGUUCGAGUUGGCGCAGUUUAUUCUACAGUCAGACAAUGGAAUCUGGAGCACCACUGACGAUUGGCCUGAAGCAGCCUUGUGGUUAGCUUUAGAGAACAUAUAUCUAAAAGCAACUCUAUCAUAUACUACCUCUUUUUCUCUACAUCAGCAAAGAAAGGAAAUAGAUUUAAAGAGGUACAAAAUGGUAGAGCUGCUCCUUAGGAUGUGUGACAUCGAUUUAUCCAUCAAGAACGAUACUGGCGAAACCCCACUCUGGUGGUGUGUCACACGGAGUAAGAGAGACAUCGCAAGCUUGAUUCUUAACACAGGAAAGGUUGAUAUUCACAAGUACACCGACGAUGAUAAUGAAUCACCUUUCUGGUGGACUAUUCGACACGGGGAUAAUAAUCUAGUUGAGCUUCUCCUUGGUUUAGAUCAAGGUCAUAUCCAUUCGAGGUGGAAGGGACGAACGGCGUUCUGGUGGCUAACUAAAGGACGACCUUAUGAACGUGGACGGAUUGCUAUUGCUAAAGCUGCACUUUGUGGGAAACUUUUCAAUUGUAAAACACUUAAACAGGAUUAG
Messenger RNA from Fusarium coffeatum, 3405 nucleotides. RefSeq lists its product as uncharacterized. Gene Ontology annotation, molecular function: protein binding. The record is from RefSeq and is a predicted model, not a curated record. The transcript has 9 exons. Lineage: Eukaryota; Fungi; Ascomycota; Sordariomycetes; Hypocreales; Nectriaceae. Bases 1 to 3405 code for a protein of 1134 amino acids.